Talaromyces stipitatus ATCC 10500 is the source of this 549-nucleotide messenger RNA. Its product is annotated as chaperonin, putative. The transcript has 4 exons. Gene Ontology annotation, cellular component: mitochondrial matrix. Bases 1 to 549 code for a protein of 182 amino acids. Gene Ontology annotation, molecular function: protein-folding chaperone binding; ATP binding; metal ion binding. NCBI's taxonomy places the organism in Eukaryota, Fungi, Ascomycota, Eurotiomycetes, Eurotiales, Trichocomaceae. The record is from RefSeq and is a predicted model, not a curated record.
AUGGAUGCCUUGGCGCCUUACCGUCUGGCCGGAGAAAGGCAAGUCUUGGCAUUCUGGAAAUUUCUCGCUCGGAAUCAUCCAUUCAUUCUUCUUGAUCUCUCAAUUCACUUCCUUUUAUCCCAGCUUCACAAUUUUACGUCUCUGUCUUGCAAUCUAUUAGCAAUCACCCAGAAUAUCCACUAUCGCAAUGCUCCGCGCAAAGCUCUCGAACCUCCCCGGAUUGAAGCUCCAUCCAUUCAAAUCAUCCAUUCAUACGCCAACCUUGCUCUCCGCAACAUCAAGAACCUCGUCCCCCUCCUGGACCGCGUCCUCGUCCAGCGCAUCAAGCCCGAAGCCAAGACCGCCAGUGGUAUCUUCCUUCCCGAAAGCACCGUCAAGGACAUCAACCAGGCCACCGUCCUUGCUGUUGGUCCUGGUGCCCUUGACCGAAAUGGAAAUAAGAUCCCUAUGAGCGUUGCCAGUGGCGAUAAGGUUUUGAUUCCUCAGUUUGGCGGAAGCCCCGUUAAGGUUGGUGACGAAGAGUAUACUCUCUUCAGGGACUCUGAGUAA